Messenger RNA from Emiliania huxleyi CCMP1516, 690 nucleotides. RefSeq lists its product as hypothetical. NCBI's taxonomy places the organism in Eukaryota, Haptophyta, Isochrysidales, Noelaerhabdaceae. Gene Ontology annotation, cellular component: membrane. The transcript has 4 exons. The record is from RefSeq and is a predicted model, not a curated record. Bases 1 to 690 code for a protein of 229 amino acids. Gene Ontology annotation, molecular function: ATP:ADP antiporter activity. Gene Ontology annotation, biological process: nucleotide transport.
AUGCAGGCCGCGGCUGCCGGAGACGGCAAGGGCGGUCCGCUGGCAAAGCUGCGGGCGAAGCUGCCGCCCCCGGCCGAGCUCAAGAAGGUGACGCCGCUCGGCGCCAUGUUCUUCUUCAUUCUGUUUGCGUACACGAUCCUGCGGGACACAAAGGCGGGCCUCUCGCUGCCCCUGCUUCGCCUGUUCCCUGCCGCCGAUGUGCUCGUCGUGACGGCACCGGGCUCGGGCGCCGAGAUCAUCCCCUUCCUGAAGACAUACGUCAACCUGCCUGGCGCAAUCGGCUUCACCGUCUUUUACUCGUGGCUCUCGAACAAGUUCUCGCAGCAGCAGGUCUUCACCGGCCUCGUCUCCACCUUCAUCGCCUUCUUUACCCUGUACUCGCUCUUCGACCCGUGCAAGGAGAUGGCCUACAUUCCCCUCGACGCCGAGGCCAAGACCAAGGGCAAGGCCGCGGUCGACGUGAUCGGCAGCGAGCUCCGCGCGGACCGCAGCUCCACCCGCAACCCGCUGGGCAAGUCGGGCGGGUCGCUCCUCCAGCAGGCCAUGAUCUUCAGCGUCGGCUCGCUCGCCGCGUCGACGCCCUACCUCGCCGGCUGCCUCUUCGUGAUCAUCGCCGUGUGGCUCCGCGCCGCGCGGUCGCUCAACACCCAGUUCACCGCCGCAAUGGCUGAGGAGGGGGCCGAGGCUUGA